This is a messenger RNA of Debaryomyces hansenii CBS767, 1632 nucleotides long. RefSeq names its product Gzf3p (gene GZF3). The coding region runs from base 1 to 1632 and encodes 543 amino acids. The transcript has a single exon. The record is from RefSeq and is a predicted model, not a curated record. Gene Ontology annotation, biological process: positive regulation of transcription by RNA polymerase II; negative regulation of transcription by RNA polymerase II. NCBI's taxonomy places the organism in Eukaryota, Fungi, Ascomycota, Pichiomycetes, Serinales, Debaryomycetaceae. Gene Ontology annotation, molecular function: zinc ion binding; DNA-binding transcription factor activity, RNA polymerase II-specific; RNA polymerase II cis-regulatory region sequence-specific DNA binding.
AUGAGUGAGAUCCAGCAACAGCUUCCGAUGCCAACGCCAAUUGAGGCUAAUCCGGUGCAUCCUAAUGCUAAAACUACCACACAUGUGAAUAAUGGAACCACGACUACUAAAACGAACAUAACAAGUCCUGUGUGUCGUAAUUGUAAAACACAAACUACGCCGCUUUGGAGAAGAGACGAAACGGGUCAGGUGUUGUGUAAUGCCUGUGGGUUGUUUUUGAAGUUACACGGGCGUCCUAGACCAAUAUCAUUGAAAACUGAUACCAUUAAGUCCAGAAAUAGAAUCAAGCAGGCUAACCCAUCUAAGACAUCAAGUCCAAAUACCCCAGAAUUGAAGUCCAAGGAUGCUAGGAGUGGUUCUGUUGGUAGUGGAAAGAAAUCACCAAAGUUGAAGAAAAAGUCAACUAAUGGUGAAGUCAAGACAGAUUCGGGGGGCUCCACACCUUUAUUACCUCCAACUUCCUCGAGUAUGAGGAUGCAGCACUCUAGUCUGAUCUUUCCACCUCCAAUUAACUCAUUACACCAUUUGCCUAGCCACUUAGCUAAUCAGACACAACCAUUACAUUAUCCUUCUUCUACGCCAACGCACUUUGCUCCAGGUUUACAAAGAAUCACUUCGCCAUUAUUGUUGUCUACUACUUCGUCCCUUUCAAAUGCUAGAUCUUCUUCCAAUUCGUCUUCUAAUUUGAACACUAUGACUCCUGUGAAUAGAGAAAAUAACAACGUUAAUCUUAGCGUUGCGCAGGCUGCUGGUGCAUUAGAAAACAUGUCGAAUGAAUUAGGGCCAAGUGCAACUUUCAAAUAUUCAUCGUCUAAUAAAUCUCAAGGUACAUCGUUGAUGAACAAUGAGGCUUCUUUAACUGGCGAUAACAUUAAAAAGGAGACAAAGAGUUUCUCUACACCAUCAUCUGCUUUGAAUGUUACUUCCAAUACAAUGCCACCUAAAUUGCCCGCAUUAGGGUCAAAUUCGAAUGGUUCAAAUAAAAACGUUUCGUCUCCUUCUUUUGGGCCACAAUUCCAUUUGCAACAAUCCCAAUCACAACCUCAAUCUCAGUCUCAAUCACAAUCACAAUCACAAUCUCCAGCUCAAUCACAAUUAUCGCAGCAGCCUACGCCCUCGUCCUCCACAUCACGACAACAAUCUCCGGUGAUAGCGGCAACCUCCUUACCACCAAUCCAACAACUCUCGUCUCAUAUUAAUAAGACCUCGUUGCCGAACUUCCAAAAUAGUUUCAGUGGCUAUAAUAAUCAGCAUAACCCAGAUCAGAAUCAGAACUUUCAACCACCACCUGGUGGAAACCCUAGUAAUAGUGGCAAUAGUAACAAUAACAAUAAUAACAACAAUAAUAAAAACAAUAAUAAUGGCAGCAAUGACGAAAAUUCUAACUCAAAUUCUAGCGAGGUAACCCUCUUGAAAACUAGAAUUUCAGAGUUGGAGUUAGUUAAUGACUUGUACAGAACUAGAAUAAUGGAGUUGGAAGCGAUGGAGCAAGCUGCAAGAUUAAGAGAAAUAUCUAUGAGAAAACGGUUGGAUGACUAUUAUAAUUUAAAAGAUUAUUCUAUUCCUCCGUUCAAGAGGGAGAACGAAGAUGAACAAACCAACAGUAACAAAAAGACCAAAGUUGAUAAUUGA